UAUGCUUCAGGCAUGGCAUGCGUGUACACCAAGACCUGUUGCAUCAAAGCUUUUUGCGGAUACACCUCUUCUUACAGGACAGCUUUGUCGUGUGCUUGAUGCAUCCCUUGGUUCUUGGAGGAACAUGUGCUAUUCCUGGUGCUUUUGGUUGUGGAAAAACUGUUAUUAGUCACGCACUUUCCAAGUACUCCAGUUCUGAAGCUGUGGUUUAUGUGAGAUGUGGUGAAAGAACAAAUGAGAUGGCUUGGGUUCUCAUGGACUUGCCCCAAUUGACAAUGACGUUCCCCAACAGACGUGAAGAGUUUGUCAUGAAGAGAACAACAUUGGUUUCUAACGCGUCUAACAUGCCUGUCGCUGCUCGUGAAGCCUCCAUUUAUACAGGAUGCUCUGUCAGCUUUUCGUUGAGAUUCUGCUAAUUUCAACAAGGAGUAACUUCAAGAAUUGGAGGGAGCAGUGUGUCUGGUCAAUAGGCAAGCAGUUCCCCCUGCUCCAUCGAAAGCUACAAUUGAAGAAGUUGUUGCACUACAAGCUGAAACGACCAAGUUAAUGUUUGAUCUUUUGUUACAUCGAUUUGUAAACCUUAAUGUCUAUUUGCUGCUUUCACAAGACUAAUUCACUGGUGGACGUUUAAUACUAUAUA
This is a messenger RNA of Triticum dicoccoides, 640 nucleotides long. RefSeq names its product V-type proton ATPase catalytic subunit A-like. The coding region runs from base 18 to 416 and encodes 132 amino acids. Gene Ontology annotation, biological process: ATP metabolic process; proton transmembrane transport. Gene Ontology annotation, molecular function: proton-transporting ATPase activity, rotational mechanism; ATP binding. Gene Ontology annotation, cellular component: plant-type vacuole. The transcript has 6 exons. The record is from RefSeq and is a predicted model, not a curated record. Lineage: Eukaryota; Viridiplantae; Streptophyta; Magnoliopsida; Poales; Poaceae.